AUGUUUUGUGCUGAAAAACACAGUAUAGAGUCUGCUAUUCAUGGACAGUCACCAUUCAUUGCAUCUAGCUCACCUCGCAACAUGAUCUCUAACAAGUCGCUCAUCCUCCUUGGAGUGUUUAUAGUUUCUUUCGUCACAGGUUCCCACUGGGAUACCCACGAGGAGGAACAUUAUGACUCCCACCCUCAUUACAAGUUCGAAUAUAGGGUUCACGACCCACACACCCACGACAUCAAGAGCCAGGAGGAGUCCAGAGAUGGUGACUACGUCAAAGGAUAUUACAAGCUGAAGGAGUCCGACGGCUCGGUCCGAGAGGUACACUACACAGCCGACAAACACAGAGAGGAAGAACACUAUGAUUCACAUCCCCAAUACAAGUUCGAAUACAGCGUUCACGACCCACACACCCACGACAUCAAGAGCCAGGAGGAGUCGAGAGAUGGUGACUACGUCAAAGGAUAUUACAAGCUGAAGGAGUCCGACGGCUCGGUCCGAGAGGUACACUACACAGCCGACCAACACAGCGGCUUCAACGCCAAAGUCACCAAGAACGGACUGCCGCUGUAUGGAGGACACCAAGAGCCCAGCUCUCACCACUACAGCACUGCCCACGGUGCCCACCAAUAUAGUGAGGGCAGGCAUUAUGGGGGACACCACGCCACCAGCACCCAGAACCAGAACAGCAAGCACUACCACCAGCACAAGGUCGUUCUACACCAUCAUCACCAUUAA
Molecule: messenger RNA, 732 nt
Organism: Nezara viridula (southern green stink bug)
Lineage: Eukaryota; Metazoa; Arthropoda; Insecta; Hemiptera; Pentatomidae
Source: the annotation of a GenBank genome assembly